Molecule: messenger RNA, 3407 nt
Organism: Microbotryum saponariae
Lineage: Eukaryota; Fungi; Basidiomycota; Microbotryomycetes; Microbotryales; Microbotryaceae
Source: the annotation of a GenBank genome assembly
AUGUCACGAGAUCGUCUCCCACCUCGUACAACGUCGAGUACAUACUAUGGUGCCCACCCUUCCCAACCUCGCCCUUCAUACCACCCUGACGACGCCGCGUCGUCCUAUAGCGGCGCAGUCCGCAACCGGAGUCCGCCCAGAUCUGCGGCGAAUCAACCGCUCGGACGCCAACAGGAUCACACAUUCCCACCGCAGGAACCUCUUGCCCCACCCUCACGAAGACCUACCUUGGCGCAAAUGAACUCGUACCAAGACCCUUACUACCAAACCCCUGCACCUGAGCCCACGAACCAUAGCGCGAUCGAGCUUACAGAUCCGUAUUACUACCACAUGGAACGCGACAUGGACGAUGGCGAUCAGGCGCGCUCGACGCACCCUCACUCGACUUACCCCGCUUCGAGCGUCUACCAGGACCCUACGUUCGCGCAGACGAAUUCGCAUACGGCGUUGAACCUCCAGUCCGAAAAGGACGGCUUCUACCCGCAUUCGUACCCUUCGCCACAACUGUUUCAGCAACAAGCCCUCCCUCCGCCUUCACCCAACCCAGGAGGAUUCCGUCACGUGCCCUGGCAGGCCCCGGCCCCUGUCGGACCAACCUAUGUCCCCGCGACGCAUUACAUCCCCGGCGCAGGUGGUGUCUUGGGUAACUACCACAACAAUGGAGGUGGGGCUUUCCAGCAGGAGAGGAUGAAGGUCAUGCAGAGGCGUGGUAGGAAAAAAGUGAGUUCGCUCUUACCCUGGCUCCCUUUCUUUCGGCCUCCGAGCCGGCCGCUCGUCAACCGGAGUCGAGACUGAUGAUGGGGUGUCUGUGGUGGGGUGUCUGUACGACAGAUCGCGUUGGUCGAUGGUCAUCUCGUGAUGGACUUGCCCGUGCCGAGGUCGAUCCAGCAAUUCAACAAGUACCGCGGUGAAGACAUGAAUCAGGAAUCGGGCAAGAUGCGGUACACGGCCGUCACCGAUGAUCCCGACGACUUUACGCGCCAACGGUACAGGUUGCGACAGGUGCAGUACGGACGACAGACGGAGCUGUUCAUCUGUUUGACCAUGUACAACGAAGACGAAGAACUCUUCUGUCGUACCUUUACCGCCGUGAUCAAGAACAUCCAGAUGCUGCAGGAACGCCAAAAGUCCAAAACGUGGGGAUCGCAGUCGUGGAAAAAGAUCGUCGUCUGCAUCGUUUCGGACGGUCGGGCCAAGAUCAAUCCUCGCACGCUCAAGAUCUUGGGACUGUACGGUUGCUUCCAAGAUGGUAUUGCCAAGGACACGGUCGACAAGAAGGAUGUCGAGGCCCACCUCUUCGAGUACACGACCCAGGUCGUCGUCGACAAGGAAGGCAAGGUCUCGGGUGGGAUCUCGCCGAUUCAAAUCCUGUUUUGCCUCAAGGAGCAGAACAAGAAGAAGCUCAAUUCGCAUCGAUGGGCCUUCAACGCCUUUUGUCACCAGCUACGACCCAACGUCUGCGUCUUGCUCGAUGUCGGUACGCGCCCUGGUGGCUCGUCGAUCUACCACUUGUGGAAGGAGUUUGACAAGCACUCCGGGAUCGGUGGCGCUUGCGGAGAGAUUACCGUCGACACGGGACGAGGCUGCAGCAACUUGCUCAACCCCCUCGUCGCAGCGCAGAACUUUGAGUACAAAAUGUCCAACAUCCUCGACAAACCGCUCGAAUCGGUCUUUGGUUUCAUCUCGGUCUUGCCCGGCGCCUUUUCGGCCUAUCGCUACAAAGCUCUCCUCGGCGAACCUCUGCGCGUCUACUUUUUGGGGGAAAAGAUGCACGCUCCGGGCAACGUCGCGUCGCUCUCGGACUCCAACAUGUACCUCGCCGAAGAUCGUCUGCUGUGCAUGGAAAUCACGUGCAAGAAGAACGAGGCGUGGACGCUCAAGUACGUCAAAUCCGCCAAGGCCUCGACCGACACGCCCAACACGUUGCCCGAAUUCUUGGGCCAACGUCGACGAUGGCUCAACGGCGCGUUUUUCGCUUCGUUGCAUUCGUCGCUCCAUUAUUACCGCGUUUGGACCUCGGGGCAAGGAUUCUUCAGGAAGUUGUGGCUCAGCGUCAUCUACCUGUACAACUUUAUUCAGCUGUUGUUCCAGACGAUCGGGCUCAGUUCCUUUUACCUCGCCUUCUUCUUCAUCUGCAAUUCGGCGACGAGCGAUCCGGCGCAUGAUGGCUUUGGAGGCUAUGGAACGGAUGUCAUCUCGGUCGCCAACUCGGUUUACAUCGCUACGCUUGGGAUCACGAGUAGGUUUUUUGAACGGGAGUGCGCAGCGUCGGUUGAGAAAAUCGGAAAUGCUGACGUUCUCGAUCCUCCUGCAGUCGUUUGCGCACUUGGAAAUAAACCUGCGGGUUCGAAAUGGUUGUAUGUGGCGGUGAUGACGUCGUUCGCGGCUUUAUUCGGGAGUAAGUGCGCGGAAGCAAGUCCACCUCGAAAGCUCCAGUGCUGACCCGAUGCGGUCUUUCUUUCGGUCACAGUCGCGUUGUAUUGUACCGCAUGGACGAUCUACCUCUCUGUACCGCAUACCCUGGGCGGAUGGAAGAAUAUUGACGCGCUCUUGCAGCAGAGUGGCUUCCGAGUAGGUUUGACUUCUUUGCCCCCCCCCCCCCCCCCCCCCCCCCCCCCCCCGGGGCUGAGGACUGGCGGCUGACGGCUGCGGAGUUCACCCUGCGCAGAACAUUGUCAUCUCCCUCGCGGCGACGUAUGGCAUGUACUUGAUCAGUUCGAUCUUACAUUAUGACCCUUGGCAUCUGUUUACUUGUUUCCUCCAAUAGUGAGUUCCCUUCGUCUCCGUGGCCUUUCGCAUGAACACUUGCUGAUGUCGAUCUGCACUUUCGGUGCGCAGCAUGUUCUUGUUACCGUCCUUUAUCAGCGUCCUUACCAUUUAUUCUUUCGCGAAUCUGCAUGAUGUGAGUUCAUUUAUUAAACAAGAGUAGGCGCUAUGACUGACCUCAACUCCCCUCGCUCCUGUAGCUUGCAUGGGGCACCAAAGGCUCGACCGUGAUCAAGGAUCUCGGACACGCCGCCAAGACCAAAGACAAGGACGGGCAAGACAUUGUCGAGGUCGAUAUCCCGACCGCGCCCGACGACAUCGACACGUUGUGGAUCCAAAUGCGUAAAGAGAUGUCGCAACCGGUGAUCGAAACGCACACCAAACGAACGAUCGAUCAAAAGCAAGCCGAUCGAUUCGCCGUAUUGAGGACCAACGUCUUGCUCUCCUACCUAGGGAUCAAUCUCGCUUUGGUGAUCGGGUUCACCUCGAAAUUCUGGACCGAGUUCUUGGCCAAAGAGUCCAAGAAUGGGGUCGUGAUCAAUUAUUACAUGGUCGGCAUCUUUUGGGCCGUCGCGGCGCUGUCGGCGUUUAGGUUGAUCGGCUCGACGCUGUAUUUGGUGUUGAGGAUGGUUGGGUUCUGA